Odocoileus virginianus texanus is the source of this 6945-nucleotide messenger RNA. The record is from RefSeq and is a predicted model, not a curated record. NCBI's taxonomy places the organism in Eukaryota, Metazoa, Chordata, Mammalia, Artiodactyla, Cervidae.
CCGUGCUGGUACUAAGAACGCAAGGAUUUGCGGUGUCUGUCGUCUAAAGCCUUUCACCAGACUGCGGAUUCAGCGAGAAGAGCACUAAGGAGAUUGGAGUCUAGACCAUGAAGGAGUUUUAGAACCUCGGACAGGCUGGUGUUAUGGCCCUUCAGCCGGUGUCUCUUCAUCUCUUCAAACCAAGAUUAAGUUAAGUGAAGAGAACUCUGGCAAAAAAGAAAUCACUUCUCUUCUCUCCCACUGAUCUCCUCUGAGACAGGAACCUACUAGCAAGUGUCUCGCCUGCCUUCACUGUAACCCCGAGCCUACAGAGACAGGUGGGCAAAAGCGCGCCCACCUACACGCUGAGCGGUGGAGACCCAGAGCAAGGGGCAGGCUUUCCUAAGAGGAGAACUCACUCGCUUACCCGUCGGCUGCUCGGCAGGUGACGCUCAGAUCCUGUGGCUGCUCAUCGAGCUGACGUCGGACAGAAGGAGAAAAAACUGUCUCAGACUGGUCCAUCGAGGGGGCAUGAGUGGGAAUGCUGCAGGAGGAACAAGUGACCUGUCUGGCCGAGAAUCCAGCAUCCUGAGCGCUUCCUCUUGACAUCACCCUCCAGACUUCUACUGCCUCGAGGGAAAGGGUGCUUAGGAUUUUGCUCUCAGCCACCUAAAACUUUUGCCUACCCAAGAGAAGACUUUUGCUGCAGAACUGAACAAGAUACCAUUCCAUUGCACUUUUUUUAUCCUUUCAUCAUCCUGGCUACGGUGACUUGUUCAGCUUGGGGAAUUUGAAGCUGUGUUCUUUCCUGCCAGUUUUGUGAACACUUUUCAAAAUGAUCGACUUAAGCUUCCUGACGGAGGAGGAGCAGGAGGCCAUCAUGAAGGUUCUGCAGCGAGACGCCGCCCUGAAGAGGGCUGAAGAGGAGAGAGUCAGACAUUUGCCUGAAAAAGUUAAGGAUGACCAGCAACUGAAGAAUAUGAGUGGCCAGUGGUUUUAUGAAGCCAAGGCAAAAAGACACAGAGACAGAAUCCAUGGUGCAGAUAUCAUCAGAGCAUCCAUGAGGAAGAAGAGGCCCCAGGUGGCAGAUGAGCAGAGUAAGGACAGAGCAAACAGGGCAAUGGAAAGCUGGGUGAAUAACGUCCACAAGGAUGCUUUCCUCCCCCCAGAGCUAACCGGUGUUGUAGAAGAGCCAGAAGAAGAUGUAGCCCCAGCAAGCCCCAGUUCCAGCGUGGUAAAUCCAGCGUCCACCAUGAUUGAUGCAUCCCAGGAAAACACAAGAAAGUCAGCUAUAUCUCCAGCCAAGCAAAGGAAGAAUCCGUUUAAUAGCGCCUUGUUGCCAGAAGAUCAGUUAUCUCAACAAACCAAAAAUGAGCAGUCAAAAAAUGGAAAGACUGGUUUCUUUCAGACUUCAAAAGAGGGGGAGUUGUCAGAGUCCAAAGAAGUGUCAUCUGUCCUGGUUAUGAAAAGCCAAAAGUUAGAGAAACCGAAGCAGACUCUUUCAGGUCCUGAGAAUGGGUCCCCAAUCAAGGCUCCAGUCCCCAAAGUCAGGAAAAUGCUCUACAAGUCCCAGGACUUAAAGCAAGAUGAUAACCAGCCUUUUCCUAGACAAAGGACAGACUCCUUGAACGCAAGAGGGGCUCCCAGGGGGAUCCUGAAACGCAAUUCCAGUUCCAGUAGCACAGACUCAGAAACUGUGCGUUUUCAUCAGAACUUUGAACCCAAAAGCAAAAUCGUGUCCCCGGGCCUAACCAUCCAUGAGAGAAUUUCUGAGAAGGAGCAUUCUUUGGAAGAUGACGACGCCUCAAACUCGCUGGAGCCGUUAAAGCAUGUGAGAUUCUCUGCCUUGAAGGAUGAAGUGCCACAGAGUCCAGGGCUGGUCCACGGCCGGGAAGUGGGAGAAUUUAGUGUUUUAGAGUCCAAUAGGUUGAAGAGUGGAACAGAAGGUGCGGGGCUCAAAGAUGAGGUUGGGAAUGACCCUUGGCCUUCCCAGUACACAAACGGUUUGCCUUUUCAGUCAUCAGCCUCAAGCCCAAGUCCAUCAAAAAAUGAAACAAGCCAGCCAACGACUUCUGGUUCCUUUCCAAUUAAUGAGCACUCUUCUCCCAAAGAAGUGUUAACUACAAGACCACUGUCCGCUGAGAAUUCACACACCAUCAAUGAACACAAAACUAGCUCAUCAGAAUUGUCCAAAAACCCUGCUGAUGGACUGUCUCGCACUGAGCCCAGCUCACCUGAGGUGCCAGACUGCAGUUCUAGAGACCAUCAGCAAGGUAAGCCCCCUCUACACCAGGCCCUAAAAGCAAAGACGUCCUCACGUUCUGGUCCAUAUGCCACUGAGAUAAGGAAGACAACUGAUGAUUCCAUAUCUAAAGUCCUAGACUGGUUUAACCGAAGCUCUCAUUCAGAUGACAGUGUGGCAUCUCUCCAAUAUCCCCAAGAAGUAGAGCCCAAAGAAAAAACAGACUCCAAGCCACAGAUUGCUGUUGCCUUGGUGACAGAUGACACCAGUCAAGAAGGAAAUGGUUUGAAGGCUCUACUACCCACCAAAGUUGAAUUGACACCUGUGGGACCUGAUUCAACAUUCCAGGUGGAAGAACAUAUGCUGCCCUCUGGAUAUUGCCAAGAUAACAGUGUGCACAUCAAACCCAGGUCUAUUCAUUUGUCCCCACAAGGGAAGGAAAGUCUGGGCAUGUUGCAACCAUUUGAAAUUUACGGUCCAAAUCAAGAGAGUAAAACUAAAGACUAUAGCCAUGGUUCAAAAAACACAGAGAAAGCAGUUGGGGUCCUUAUUCCAGCCAAUAACUAUUCCUACAGUGUUCACAAAGGAUCUCAUGCAGAAGACCAAGUUCUAAGCAAUGUUAAGGAUGCUAGCAGCUUAGGUGAAGAAGAACCCAAGCUUCGUGUUGAUAAAAAAAAUACAAGGAAGUCAGAAGUAAAUUUUGACUCUUCCACAUUUAUCCAAGAGCCAAGUUUCAAAGCCCACGUAAAGGCAGAAAGCGAGAGCAAAGGAAGAGAUACUUCCAUCCUAAAAUCUUCUAUAGACCCAGAGAAUAUUGAGUCACUUCCUGGGGCUGCCAACAGUAAAUCUCCUUGGAAGAAACCUGAGAUCCAGUUAGCAGAAGCUGGUGAGGUUCCCCAGAACCGAGUACAAAGAGAGAAAUACAAAAGAGUGAGUGAGAGAAUAUCCUUUUGGGAAAGUACAAAAGCUGCCAUUCAUAAAGAACCCACAUCUCCAUUUAGUCAGGAACGACCUUCUGCUAAAGCAUGUCAGCCUGUGACAUCCAUGGACAGUUUACCUAUGGACCGUGGUAAAUGUAAUACUCAAGUCACUGCCACACAUGUAAUCCUAGACAACGAUGGCCAAGCAGCCCAUGUCUCUGGUUUUUAUUCCUCAAUGAAACCUAAAGAGACCAGGCCCCAAAUAUCAGGUCCAUCCAAAAAUGAUCCUUCAGCUGACCAGUCAGGCACAGUGUCUCUCUUUCAGAAUAGGACAACUGAGCCUCUAAAAAGAUUACCAGUGACAGACAGUUUGCAUUCUGAAAAGGGCAUUACUUUCCCACCACUGCAACAUGCUUCAAAUGUCGGGAGUGAAAUGCAUACCUCUUUGGAGAAAGACAGAUCUCUGAAUCCCAACUUUAAAGUUAUGUCCUUACAAGAAAGAAUGAAUGAACCCAAUACAGAACAAGUCUAUGAUCACUCUCAAUUUGAGAAUUUGAGAAGGUUUUGGGACUUAGGCACCAAUGCAAACCAUCAAGAUAAUAUUGAGAAGAAUAUCACCACAACAAGCCAAAAAAACUCUGUGCUUUUUAAUAGUCAGAAACACAAAGAAUUCAGUGACGUGACAUCAUCAGGAAACAGUACCCAUGAGAGAGAGAUGAUUCUAAGCCAGAAAGAAAUUCCGGCAAGAGAGGAAAUAGAGAAGUUAAAUUCAAAGGGCACACUCCAGGUGUUGCCAGAUGACACCACAUUUCCAUGGAGACCACCCAGAAAGUCCACUCAUCAGUUGCCAAGAUAUGAGUCAUCAAAGGAAAACAUGGGGAAAAAUACCGAAUGCUUUGUUACCCCGGUGUUCAAAAAAGAGAACGAUAACUCUGACCAAGAGCUUGAAGAGAUUCAAGAAUCCAUAGUGAAAACAGGUGUUUCAUCUAAAGACUACAAAGACACGCUUAAUGACAGCUUACAGAAGCUGCUUUCCGAAGCCUCAUCACCAGUCCUCCAGCCUUCUGGUGGAAAAGUUCAUGAAAAACAAGUGUUUGAACCAGAUGUUUCUGACAUGAGGACAUGGCCUCAGGAGACAGAUUUUGCUGAUCCUGAGGAAGAAGCCAAAAGGCCUAAGGAUAUCAGUAAUGAGCAUAUAGACAAAACAGUAGCUCCUCCAAAGGCCUAUUUGAACACUUUGACUGCUAGUCUGGACAAAUUCCUGAAGGAAGCAACUGGAAGCCCACCCUCUCCCCCACAAACCAAAUGUGGACCCACCACUGUUGGGAUCAACUCAGAGUCUGAAGAGAGUAGCGUUGAUGAAAACAGGAUAGAGCAGAGUCAGAACACGUCAGCUGAUGAGAGAGAAGAAAUCGCUUCCUUUCCAGAGGGGACAGAAAAUUGGGGAAACAGCACUCUCUCCCAGGAAGCUCCAAGUGGUUCAGAAGAAGAACCCAGUCCUGUUUUGAAAAUUUUGGAAAGGAGUGCUGCUAGGAAAAUGCCUUCCAAAAGUCUGGAAGAUAUUUCAUCAGAUUCAUCAAAUCAAGCCAAAGUAGAUAAUCUGCCAGAAGAAUUAGUACGUAGUGCUGAAGAUGAUCAAAAAGCAGAUCAGGAACCAGACACAAAUGAAUGCAUUCCAGGAAUUCCCACAGUGUCUUCACAGCCUGAUAAUCAGUUUUCCCACCCUGACAAACUCAGAAGGAUGAGCAAGUCUGUUCCAGCAUUUCUCCAAGAUGAGAGUGAUGACAGAGAGACAGAUACAGCAUCAGAAGGCAGUUACCAGCUCAGCAGACACAAGAAGAGCCCAAGCUCUUUAACCAAUCUUAGCAGCUCCUCUGGCAUGACGUCCUUGUCUUCUGUCAGCGGCAGUGUGAUGAGUGUUUAUAGUGGAGACUUUGGCAAUCUGGAAGUGAAAGGAAAUAUCCAAUUUGCCAUCGACUACGUGGACUCACUAAAGGAGUUGCAUGUCUUUGUGGCCCAGUGUAAAGACUUAGCAGCAGCAGAUAUUAAGAAACAGCGUUCGGACCCGUAUGUAAAGACUUACCUAUUACCAGACAAAGGCAAAAUGGGCAAGAAGAAAACACUUGUAGUGAAGAAAACUUUGAAUCCUGUGUAUAACGAGAUACUGCGGUAUAAAAUCGACAAGCAAAUCUUAAAGACACAAAAGCUGAACCUGUCUGUCUGGCAUCGAGAUACAUUUAAGCGCAAUAGUUUUCUAGGGGAAGUGGAACUUGAUUUGGAAACUUGGAACUGGGACAACAAACAGAAUAAACAAUUGAAGUGGUACCCUCUAAAGCGGAAGACAGCACCAGUUCCCCUUGAAGCAGAAAACAGAGGUGAGAUGAAGUUGGCUCUCCAGUAUGUCCCGGAGCCAAUGCCUGGUAAAAAACUUCCUACAGCUGGAGAAGUGCACAUCUGGGUGAAGGAAUGCCUCGAUCUGCCACUGCUAAGGGGCAGCCAUCUAAAUUCUUUUGUUAAAUGUACCAUCCUUCCAGAUACAAGUAGGAAGAGUCGCCAGAAGACGAGAGCUGUGGGGAAAACCACCAACCCUGUCUUCAACCACACCAUGGUCUAUGAUGGGUUCAGGCCUGAGGAUCUGACAGAAGCCUGUGUAGAGCUGACUGUCUGGGACCAUUACAAAUUAACCAACCAGUUUUUGGGAGGUCUUCGGAUUGGCUUUGGAACAGGUAAAAGCUAUGGUACUGAAGUGGAUUGGAUGGACUCUACUUCAGAGGAAGUGGCUCUCUGGGAAAAGAUGGUGAAGUCUCCCAACACUUGGAUCGAAGCAAUCCUGCCUCUCCGAAUGCUGUUGAUUGCCAAGAUUUCCAAGUGAAGCCAAAGUCCACGGGCUCCUCCACUGAAAACCACCAGACAGGUGGAGUCUGAUCUUGUAGGCAGAGAGCCUCACCUUCCAUCUGUUACCUGGAACAAAUGCUACAUAGCAUGUUAAAGUCAACCUGCACAUACUUCUUUGGUUACAAAGACUAAAAAACUUAAAUAAUAACAAAAUGUGUAACUUAAUUUGUGACUGCAACGUUAAAAGAAGAUGUUUGAGAAAGCUAAGAAAAUCAAAGAUUUGCUGCUGCAUCAAAGAAAAAGCUGCCAAAAAAUAUUAAAUGUUGUUAAUAAGCAAAAGUUUCCAGUUUGCCAUCAUGUGUUUCAAACCAGAAAAGGGUUAGGAAGGCCUCCCACUUGAUCAUUGAAAACCCUUGCAGGAAUUGAAAAAAAUGUUGGUUGUAGAAGAGUGACUCAAAGAUAUUCCUAUGAGCAGGGGGGAAAAAAAAUUAGAAUAUUGUGAAUAAAGAAUUUGUUCAUAAGAAAACUAUUCACUCUGUAGUCACUACUGAAAUAUGGAAUUCCUUGUUAGGGCAAAGAGACUGAAUUUACUGCAUGUAUUUUUGCUUUGAGAAGUGUUCCCUUUUCCCAAUGUUAAAAUCUUAUGUGCUUUGGUGCCACCCACUGGCCAUAGGUGAAAUUAAGUUUUUGGCUUAAUUUUCUCCUAAGUUUCAAGCCUGUAUUUUAUAAUAGGGUACCCAUAUAUAAAACAAAGAACAAAAACUUUGCAUAUAUAAGAUUCUGUUUUUCUUACAACUCUACUAUAUGAAGCAGCAUGAGAGUGGUCACAAACAUGAUUUGCGACAAAGUUUUAAUUAGAAUGUAAAUUGUUAAAUUAUACUGUCCUUCCUAUGUAUGUAUAAUUUUCAUAAAGUAUUUUGUAAAAACCCUUAGAAUAAAUUAUUAUAUGAUUUAAUGGUAUUGUCAAAG